GAUACUGUACCUGUCACCAGUACCUAGUAUUGCUCUAAGGCGCUCUCUCCCCCACCACAAAUAAAUAUUGUCCUCCAAUUAACAUCCCACUUUCACACGAGACGCGACUUGCGUUUGCUUAUCCUCGUUCAUUUCAAAGGCGUACUCGGGUAAGAAUGUGGAAAUCUCUCGUGUCCAAUUCCAAGGACACCUUAAUAUAACAUGUCCUAUUACGAUAUAGACUCAAUACUUACCGAUGCCGAAAAAGUUCCCUGUAAAUUCGAGCUCGACGUACCCGAACUCGGCUAUCUAGACAACAACCCGUCACAUCCUCUCAAAGCUGGUACUUCCGUUGGUCUACCGCUAUGGCUCGCCGAACCCCUCGCUCUCACUAGAAGAGAACCAACUAGCUCAGAAGAAGACUCCAAGUCGUUCGUCUCGCUCGACCUGCCACCGUCCUUGUCAAACGAAGUCAUGUCCGCUCUGAAGGCCGAUCCCCGUGCUGUGCCCCUUCGCGACCAAUCUCACAACUUCUACGGUCUCGGAACUCGCAUGCUUGACGUCUUCGAGGAGAGGGAAAUAUGCGCCAUACUCAGAAAGACCUUCGUCACGAGGGCUACUGAUAUUGCCCUCCACGCUAGAAAGGCUGGCGCUACUGAGGAUAUGGGCGUUGGUGCCGGCGAAGAAUUCUUGAGAGGGCUGGAGGAAUGGGAGAGGAAGCUUUUUAGGAAGGCCCAUGAAGGUACCAAGGGAGGUAAGGAGUGGAUGGAAGGUGUUAAAAAGCAUUGAUGACCUCCAACGGCUCCCGAGCCAAUUCUUAAAGAAGCAAGAAUCAUCUAAGAUGCACCCCGUUCAAAUACCUACAUAUGCUUCCACGCAGGGAUUACCUAGGUUGGCGAUUUGACAGUCAUUUGCGCCAUCGUAUGAAUCUGUUAGUACGCCCAGGCGGCUCCAGGUGGUUAACGACACGCCUGAGAUAUGACAUCGUUGCUAUAUUAUGUUCCUAGGCUUUAAUGGAUUAUAUGAAAAGGCUUGUUUGUAUGCAGAUGCCUCUACCUACAAGAAUAAAAUAAGUAAUUAAUCGCCUA
Molecule: messenger RNA, 1067 nt
Organism: Annulohypoxylon truncatum
Lineage: Eukaryota; Fungi; Ascomycota; Sordariomycetes; Xylariales; Hypoxylaceae
Product: DNA replication complex GINS protein PSF3
Exons: 2
Coding region: 202-768 (188 amino acids)
Biological process (GO): mitotic DNA replication initiation
Cellular component (GO): GINS complex
Source: RefSeq, a predicted model, not a curated record